GCAUUGGAUCGUCUGGCUCGACAGGGGGCAUCGGGUCACCAGGCAUCAGGCAUUGGAUCGUCUGGCUCGACAGCGGGCAUCGGGAUCAUUAGGCUGAAUCAGUUCAUCAGGCUGGGUACAGACAUCAGGCUGGGUAGAGACAUCAGGCUGAAUUACGGGUGCCGAGGCACAAGGCUGAAUCACGGAAGGUGGGUUCUCAGACGGCAGGCUGACCGGUUUGGAUACUGGCAGGAUGGUACUGGUUGGAAAGAAUUUUCGCUUUUUUCUGGUUUUAGUUACUGGAGCACUGUAAGUAAACGCAGGUCUGUAAACGAAUGGAGCAGCUAAACACAGAGAAAAGCUGGAGGAUGGAACAGAGGAGGGAGCAGUUGCUACAGAGGACUUCUUUACAGGGUUAAAGAAAGGAUAGGUGCAGCGAGUGGGAGCAGGGGACUGGUAUGUGGUAGUUAGCAGAGUAUACUGGGC
Molecule: messenger RNA, 465 nt
Organism: Staurois parvus
Lineage: Eukaryota; Metazoa; Chordata; Amphibia; Anura; Ranidae
Source: the annotation of a GenBank genome assembly